Camelina sativa (false flax) is the source of this 2126-nucleotide messenger RNA. RefSeq names its product L-ascorbate oxidase homolog. Gene Ontology annotation, molecular function: oxidoreductase activity; copper ion binding. Lineage: Eukaryota; Viridiplantae; Streptophyta; Magnoliopsida; Brassicales; Brassicaceae. The record is from RefSeq and is a predicted model, not a curated record.
GCAUAAUUAUAUAACAAUAAACAAUUAGUAGUACCCCACCAAAACACAUAAAAAUAUAAAAUUGUUAUCCGAACCAAAAAUUGUUUAUUGUUAUGCGAGGGGUUAAACUCUUGGCCGCGUGCCUCUACCUGGCCGCAGCCGCAACAUUGGUGGUCCGAGCAGAAGACCCUUACUUCCAUCACGUGUGGAACGUGACCUACGGAACCGUGUCUCCUCUCGGCGUUCCACAACAAGUCAUACUCAUCAACGGCCAAUUCCCUGGUCCCAACAUCAACUCAACCUCCAACAACAACAUCAUCAUUAAUGUCUUCAAUAACCUCGACGAACCUUUCCUCCUCACAUGGAAUGGGAUCCAACACAGGAAGAACUGUUGGCAAGAUGGGACUCCAGGGACCAUGUGUCCAAUCAUGCCCGGUACCAACUACACUUACCAUUUCCAGCCUAAGGAUCAGAUCGGAAGCUAUUUCUACUACCCGAGCACCGCAUUGCACCGUUCCGCUGGUGGAUUCGGUGGACUCCGUGUGAACAGCCGUCUUCUCAUCCCGGUUCCUUACGCUGACCCAGAAGAUGACUACACCGUCUUGAUCGGUGACUGGUACACUAAGAGCCACACUCAGUUGAAGAAAUUCCUUGAUGGUGGUCGUACUCUUGGCCGUCCAGAUGGUAUUCUCAUCAACGGAAAGUCCGGGAAAGGUGAUGGAUCCGAUGCGCCCCUCUUUACCUUGAAACCUGGAAAGACCUAUAGGGUUAGGAUCUGUAACGUGGGUAUGAAGACAUCUCUCAACUUUAGGAUUCAGAACCACAAGUUGAAGCUAGUUGAGAUGGAAGGAUCCCACGUUCUCCAGAACGAUUAUGACUCUCUCGACGUUCAUGUCGGUCAGUGUUACGGAACCAUCCUUACCGCUGACCAAGAAGCUAAAGAUUACUACAUGGUUGCAUCCUCUAGGUUCUUGAAGUCGGUUAUUACCACAACUGGUCUUCUCCGCUACGAGGGAGGAAAAGGCCCCGCCUCUUCGCAGCUACCCGCUGGUCCAGUCGGCUGGGCUUGGUCCUUGAACCAGUUCCGAUCUUUCAGGUGGAACUUGACCGCCAGUGCAGCCAGGCCUAACCCUCAGGGAUCUUACCACUACGGAAAGAUCAACAUCACACGUACCAUCAAGCUUGUGAACACUCAAGGCAAGGUCGAUGGAAAGCUCAGGUACGCGUUGAACGGAGUCUCGCACACUGACCCCGAAACUCCAUUGAAGCUCGCCGAGUACUUUGGAAUUGCCGACAAGGUUUUCAAGUACGACACCAUCACCGAUAACCCAACCCCAGAACAAAUCAAGACCAUCAAGAUCGAGCCAAAUGUUCUUAACAUCACUCACCGCACCUUCAUUGAGGUGGUGUUUGAGAACCACGAGAAGAGUGUUCAGUCUUGGCACUUGGACGGUUACUCCUUCUUUGCCGUCGCUGUCGAGCCAGGGACUUGGACCCCAGAGAAGAGAAAGAACUACAACCUCCUGGACGCAGUGAGCAGACACACAGUCCAAGUCUACCCAAAAUGUUGGGCAGCAAUCUUGCUCACAUUCGACAACUGUGGAAUGUGGAACAUUCGAUCUGAAAACACCGAGAGACGUUACUUAGGACAGCAGCUUUACGCGAGUGUCUUGUCGCCAGAGAAAUCACUGAGAGAUGAAUACAACAUGCCUGAGACAAGCCUCCAAUGUGGUCUAGUCAAGGGCACACCUAAGCCUAACCCUUACGCUGGAGCCUAAGUUAAAUUUUACCGAGAAAACAAUAUACGUUUUAAUGCAACAAAAGACUUUGGAUUCUUCUGUUGAUACAAUCGAUUGAGAGACGUUUGGCCAACGGAUUAAUUUUUCUGGUUUUUUGGGUCUUUUCUUCGUAAUUAUUUUUAUUUAAUGAAAUUGUUUUUUUAAAGUAUAUGGUUUAUUCGUAUAUACAUGACAUUGGAAUGUAUGUAUGUCUAUCCCUUAAGUAAUUUUUUUUCCUUCUUUUAUAAAGACGCAUUAAUUUCCUCUUUUUGUUUUGGUUUUGUUCUUCACUUUUUUGUAACGCGUAUAUGUAAUGUAUCCAUAUUCUUCAAACGAAAUAAGCAGAGAGAUCUUAUUUGUCUGACCAUA